Molecule: messenger RNA, 2809 nt
Organism: Paramisgurnus dabryanus
Lineage: Eukaryota; Metazoa; Chordata; Actinopteri; Cypriniformes; Cobitidae
Source: RefSeq, a predicted model, not a curated record
GCAUACGAACACACAAAGUGCAGUCAUUCUCUGCUGAAGAGUAAACAAUUUGAAAACAACAGGCUACGUAGCUAUCAUUCGCAAAAUGAAAGUAAAAGCUUUUCACUGGUAUUCCCCUUCAUGUUCAUGUUUAAAAGAAAACAGUUGUUUGCCAGUGGAUAGAAGCGUGUGUUAGUCUUUCAUAAGCACUUACUUAAGUUAUUUUUCUGAUAAUUUUUGUAUCCAUCGAGCUGAAGCAUCAAACAGGUUUUUCUGUGGAUGUAAUCCAGGAGGAUUUGAGCCAUGAACGCUCCAAAGUGCCCCGGCUGUAACCAAUCGGACAUCAGAAAGCUGGUAGGUCAGCGUGCGGUCUGCAUGUUGUGCUCUAAAUCUACGAGGAGCGUGUUUCAGUUCUGCUGGGCGUGUCGGAGAGAGUGGCCUAAAGACGCUUCGACAACAGACUCCUGCAUGCUGCCAAACUGCGCGCUCAGAGCCGCGCUCCUCAGCAUCAAAAAGAUUGACGACCCAUGCAGCUCAGCAAAAGGUUGCCCGUACUUUAGGGCCUGUCCUACAUGCAAGGCUCUACUGACGCACAAUGGGAUAGGCUGUCCUAAGAUCACAUGCGUUAAUUGCCGUACAAUAUUCUGCUUUCGCUGCCUUGAUCAACGGUGCAGUGGAUUAACACCAGAGUAUUUUGCAACCAUUGGACUUCUACUACCCCGUCGACUCUUAUCAUUUGAAGAAUAUUAUCCACAACCGUGUAGAGUGGUGGAUAAUAUGCAAAGCCUUGUAAGAUUAGGUCUGUAACUCGAGCAGAUUGCCUACAGGUUAAGAAUAAUGUCCUACUGAAAAAUCCAGCUAAAACCAGCAUAAGCUGGUGAGCUGGUUUUAGCUGGUCUCCCAGCUUGGUUUUAACUGCAUGGUAUCGCUGUUGUAGCAAGCUGGUCUAGCUGGUCUAGCUUGACCAGCUUUGCCAGGCUGGGAGGACCAGCUUAAACCAGCUACUGCCACCUUAAACCAGCUACCAGUUUAUGCUGGUCUUUGCUGGAUUUUUCAGUAGGGGUUGCAUUUAGAAUAGAGUCAUUGAUCAGAUUUGUUUAGUCAAAAUAAUAAUAAUAAUAAUAAUCUUUAUUUUACAAAGCGCCUUUCAAUGUUACUUCUCAAAGCGAUUUACAGUAAAAACAAAAUGAAAAAGAAAACAGCAAGUACAGAGAGAGAAAAGAAAAGUAGAUAAAUAGAAAUAAAACAGCAUAAAUACACAAUAAACAAUUUACAAUAAUACCUAAAAGCAAUUACUUAUAGGCAAGUCUAAAAUAAUAUGUUUUAAGACAACUUUUAAAAGCACUAAGAGACGCGGCUUGCCUGAUUUCCUUAGGGAGGGAGUUCCACAAUUUUGCGGCAUAGGUGGAAGCCCUAUCACCCAUAGAAUGCAUGCGAGUAGGAGGGACAGCAAGAAGAUCUAAAUCAGAAGAGCGGAGUGCGCGCCCUGGUGUGUAGACUUUUAAGAGUUCUGAUAUAUAGUGAGGUGCUUGGCUGUGGAGAGCCUUAUAAGUGAGCAUAAGAACUUUAAAAUCUACACGAAAGCUAACAAGGAGCCAAUGUAAAGACUCCAAAAUAGGAGUCAUAUGUUCCCUCGAUCUCGUCCUUGUCAGGAUUCUCACAGCCAAAUUUUGGACAUACUGUAACUUAUUUAAAGUAUUUUUUGAUACACCUGCUAGUAGAGCAUUACAGUAGUCAAUGCGGGAGAAAACGAAGGUGUUUAUCAAUUUUUCUGCUACUGUAAAAGAUAGCAUAGGACGCAACCUUGCAAUGUUUCGAAGAUGAAAGAAUGACGUUUUGACUGUGUUUUGUACAUGGGGCUCAAAUAUUAAAUGAGCAUCAAAUAUGACACCCAGGUUCUUCAGUUUUUUCUGGAACUAUAACACUGAGCCAUCUAUAUUAAUUGUUGCAUAUCCUGCUUUGCGUAAUUGGUUUGACGAGCCAAUGAGCAUCACCACCGUCUUUUCACUAUUUAGGCAGAGGUAGUUUUGAGCCAUCCAUACUUUUAUCUCAGACACGCAGCGUUCGAGGAAGGCAAUAGUUGUGUAGUCACCUGGCUCAGAGUGAAUGUAGAUCUGUGUUUCGUCUGCAUAAAAGUGGUACUUAAGACCCAAAGAUCUGAGAAGAAGACCGAGAGGCAUGAUAUACAUACUAAAAAGUAAAAGACUUAAAAUUGACCCCUGAGGAACCCCAUAUUUGACUGACCCAGUUUUAGAUCUGAGCCAGCCAUUGAAACAAAACUGCUUACAGCUUCUGAAAGAUAAGAUUUAAACCAAAGUAAUGCAGUAUCAGUGAUGCCAAACACAGGUUCCAUACGAGUGAAAAGAAGAGAAUGAUCGACUGUAUCGAAAGCAGCGCUGAGAUCCAAGAGAAUUAAGAUUGACAGGCAACCAGAGUCAGUUGCAGUAACAAGUCAUUGGCAACCUUCACCAAUGCUGUUUCUGUAAUAUGAACCUUGCGGAAACCAGAUUGUAGGGGCUCAAAUAACUUAUUUAAAGUAAGAUGUGUAUGUAGUUGGGAUGACACAAUUUUUUAACAAUUUUGGCUAAAAAGGGGAGGUUUGAGAUGGGGCGAUAAUUGUUAAGAUCGUCUCUGUCGACAUUAGACUUUUUCGGUACAGGGGUAACCGUCGCAAUUUUAUAAGCUGCUGGCAUGACACCCAAUCGCAGUCAUUAACAAUGCUUAACACUAUGGGCCAACACUAGAGAAGCAUGAUUUAAAUAAACUUGUUGGAACCGGGUCUAAUAUGGAGGUUGUGAUCCUCAAUUUAGACACUAUUUGGCUCAAGGAG